AUGUCUCUCGCAUCUGGUGUUCAGGUUCAGGAUGAGUGCAUCACUGCAUUCAACGAGUUCCGUCUGAGCAAGGGCAAGACCAAGUUCAUCAUCUACAAGAUCUCCGACGACAAGAAGAGCGUUGUUGUCGACGAGGUUGGCCACGACCAGGACUACGAGGUCUUCCGCAGCAAGCUCGAUGCUGCCAAAAAUGCCAACGGCUCCCCCAUGCCCCGUUUUGCCGUCUACGACGUCGAGUACGACCUUGGUAGUGGCGAGGGCAAGCGCUGGCAGGAUAUGCCCCCUCUGACCAUGAUUCGUGAUUACAGAAGCAAGAUCAUCUUCAUCUCCUGGGUGCCCAGCGAGACCCCUACUCUGUGGUCCAUGAUCUACGCCAGCACCCGCGAGCCCCUGAAGAGCGCACUCAACGUUUCCACUUCCCUCCACGCCGACGACAAGUCCGAUAUUGAGUGGAAGCACGUUCUGAACGAGGCCAGCGGUGGCAAGGCUGGCAAAUAG
Molecule: messenger RNA, 498 nt
Organism: Penicillium maclennaniae
Lineage: Eukaryota; Fungi; Ascomycota; Eurotiomycetes; Eurotiales; Aspergillaceae
Product: actin-binding ADF family protein
Exons: 5
Coding region: 1-498 (165 amino acids)
Biological process (GO): actin filament depolymerization; actin filament severing; cell motility
Cellular component (GO): cytoplasm; actin cortical patch; actin cytoskeleton
Molecular function (GO): actin filament binding
Source: RefSeq, a predicted model, not a curated record